Molecule: messenger RNA, 1338 nt
Organism: Podospora bellae-mahoneyi
Lineage: Eukaryota; Fungi; Ascomycota; Sordariomycetes; Sordariales; Podosporaceae
Exons: 2
Coding region: 130-1338 (402 amino acids)
Biological process (GO): amino acid catabolic process
Molecular function (GO): L-amino-acid oxidase activity
Source: RefSeq, a predicted model, not a curated record
CGAGAGGAUGAGUACAUCCCCCCAAAGAACCUGGAACACACCAUCACCAGUAUCAUACUUUUGUUUGUACAAAGCAGCACUACCUCAACAGACCCGUACACAGCGCACACAUUUUCUUUCGGCCCGGCCAUGAAGCGGUGGCUCGCAGUUCUCGCACCAUCGGCUCUCGCAGCAGCCCAGAAUAUCACAAGCCCCUCCAUACGAAUUGAAACUCGAGUUCCCUUAAACUCAAGGCUCUGCAAUGUAUACGUCGAACACGUGCAGCCUGUCAAAGGUGCUGUCGACUUCAGCUAUGGCUCCUGCCAGCAGCUAACCCCACACGACUCCCACCACUUUAUCGCGACCAGCACAGAUGCCUCCCAGGACCGACUCGUUUGGACGCUACCCGAGGACAUCUUUUCCGGCGGAUGCAUUUCGGCAUGGAGCACCACCACAAAUGUCUUGCUGGGCAGAAGCGAGGUGCAACACCUGGAUCUUCACACGAUGGCCCGAAGACGACAUGCCCGCCUUGCCCGCCGCAGCAAUGACCCCAACAGCAUUUUGAUGGACAAUUCUACAGGUGUCAAUGUUUGGGGACCAUGGUUUGAUGGUGUUGAGGUGCUCAAGAAUGCCGAAUGCAGCGCUAUCGAUUCAGCUGCAGCCAAGCAGAAAAGCAUUGCCAUUGUCGGCGCUGGCAUGUCUGGUCUGAUGGCGUACCUUUGCUUGACCCAACAGGGACUUACCAGUGUCAGCCUUAUUGAGGGUGGGGAUCGUCUCGGUGGUCGGGUUCAAACGGUGUACCUGAGCGGUGGCCCUUUCGAUUACAGUUACCAAGAGAUGGGUCCCAUGCGAGUUCCCAUGACGCUUACUGUUGCCAACCAGACGUACAACAUGUCGGACCACCAACUCGUUUUCCAGCUGGUAGAGGAGAUGAAUAUGCUCAAUAAAGACAACGACGACGACCUUCAUAUUGACCUUAUCGACUGGCUCGAGGCUGGUAGCCGUACACUUCCUCGUGAUGGUGGAUCAAACCGUGUGGGUGAGGUUGAUGGGCAACAAGGGAGACCCGACAACCAAGGUGCUGUGGGCCAGCUGGGGAUGUCUGUGGAGGAAAUCUUUGACAAGGUCAACAAAGCUUUGCCGUGCGAGGACUUUUGUGUGGAAAUGGCCAACAACAUGUUUACUGCUCAUCGCAAGUGGCUCGAAAAGGGACUUUUUGACCUUGCCGGAAACCAAUGGAGCGAGUUUGCCUUCACAGCUGAGUACCUCAACAACAAUAUCAAUAAUACUCAUUUCGGAUACUGGGGUAAAGGGGCUUCGUCGUUCUGGGACAAGGUAUACCGGUCAAAAUCUUUGUAG